CAGCCACCGGCUCUAUGGCAGCAUGAGGAGUAAAUGGCUCAGAGUCUCCGCGCUGGAAAGCGACCUAAACAACACUGGUCUGUGGAUAAACUGAUAAACAAACAGCAGCGCGGUGCGUAAAAGCUCUCCACUGGCGCGCUGGGAAAAAACUGUGCCAAGAAGAAGCCAAGGAAGACUCCGACGUGUUUUUUUGUUUUUGUUGUUUUAUUUCUUUCUGCGUGUGUGUGAACAACGAGGAUAUCUUUAAUUGGACAUGUGAGUUCCGGGAGUUUAACAGAGACGAGCAGCCCUUUUUCUUUCCCCCCCCCUGAAGAUGAAGUUCCUCGUCACUUUGCUGGUGAUGGUGCUGAUGCUGGUGAUCCGAUCGAGUGCUGCACAGUCAGUUUGUCCCGGUACCGAGAACAAGCUGAGCACUCUGUCUGACCUGGACCAGCAGUACCGCACCCUGAAGAAGCUCUACGAGAACUGCGAGGUCGUCAUGGGCAAUUUGGAGAUUACCAGCAUCGAUCGGAACCGCAACCUCUCCUUCCUCAAGUCAAUCAGAGAAGUAACCGGCUACGUGUUGGUGGCUCUCAACCAGUUCGACUACCUGCCACUGGAGAACCUGCGGAUCAUCCGAGGCACCAAGCUGUACGAAGGUCGCUACUCUCUGGCCAUCUUCCUCAACUACAGGCGGGAUGGGUACUACGGCCUGAGGCAGCUGGGCCUGCGCAACCUCACAGAGAUACUGAACGGGGGUGUUUAUGUUGACCAGAACAAAUUCCUGUGCCAUGCGGACACCAUCCAUUGGCGUGACAUUAUCAAGAACCCCCAGGCGGAGCUGCUGGUGGUGCCAUCCAACAACAGCAACCUUGGAUGCAGACGCUGUCAUCGCUCAUGUAACGGACGCUGCUGGGGCCAUCAGGAAGACCAGUGUCAAACCUUGACAAAGACGGUGUGUGCAGAGCAGUGUGACGGUCGAUGCUUCGGGCCUUACGUCAGCGACUGCUGCCACCGCGAGUGCGCCGGCGGCUGCUCGGGCCCCAAGGACACGGACUGCUUCGCGUGCACCAAUUUCAACGACAGCGGAGCAUGCGUGACCCAGUGCCCUCAGCCGUUUGUGUACAACCCCACGUCCUUCCAGUUGGAGCACAACCCCCGAGCCAAGUACACCUACGGAGCCUUUUGCGUCAAGAAAUGCCCACAUAAUUUCGUGGUGGACCACAGCUCCUGUGUCAGAGCGUGUCCCAGCAACAAGAUGGAAGUGGAGGAGAACCGCAUCAAAAUGUGCAUCCCCUGCACCGACAUCUGUCCUAAAGUGUGUGAUGGCAUAGGGACGGGCAGCCUGCAGACAGCUCAAACAGUGGAUGCCAGCAAUAUUGAUAAAUUUGUCAACUGCACCAAAAUCAAUGGCAACCUCAUCUUCCUCAUUACAGGCAUUAAAGGGGACAUGUAUCAUGGGAUUGGACCUCUGGACCCCGAGCGUCUCAACGCGUUCCGCACUGUGAAGGAGAUCACAGGUUUCCUCAACAUCCAGUCUUGGCCGGAGAACAUGACAGAUCUGAGUGUUUUUUCGAGCCUGGCAACCAUUGGAGGUAGAUCUCUUUACAGUGGAAGUGGCAUUUCUCUGCUGAUCCUGAAGCAGCGUUGGAUCUCCUCGCUCCAGUUCCAGUCGCUGGACGAAAUCAGUGCCGGGAACGUCUACAUCUUCAACAACAGCCGCCUGUGCUUCUACAACACCGUCAACUGGACGUCGCUCUUCAGGACGCCGAGUCAGAAAGUCCUCAUCCGCAACAACCGGGACCCAAAGGAAUGCACUCAGCAGCAGAUGGUGUGCGACGGGAUGUGUUCGGACGACGGCUGCUGGGGCCCGGGGCCCGACCAGUGUCUCUCCUGCCGAUACUUCAGACGGGGUCGCACCUGCGUGGAGUCUUGCAACCUCUUCGACGGGGAAAUGCGCGAGUUUGCCAACGGAUCUGUGUGCCUGGAGUGUGAUAGCCAGUGUGAGAAGAUGGAUGGGAACACCAUGACAUGUCUUGGCCAGGGCCCGGACCAAUGUGUAAAAUGCCUCCACUUCAAAGAUGGACCCAACUGUGUGGAGAAAUGCCCCGACGGGUUGCAGGGGGCCAACAGUUUCAUCUUCAAGUACGCCAAGGCCAACAACGAGUGUCAUCCCUGCCAUGCCAACUGCACCCAGGGGUGCGUCGGGCCGAGACUCCAAGAUUGUGUCGGGAUGAUGGACAGGACACCACUAAUAGCAGCUGGCAUUAUCGGCGGCCUAUUCAUCAUCGUCAUCCUGGCGCUCAGCGUGGCCGUUUCUGUCCGACGCAAAAGCAUCAAGAAGAAGAGGGCCUUGCGGCGCUUCUUGGAGACGGAGCUGGUGGAGCCCCUGACGCCGAGCGGAACGGCCCCUAACCAGGCCCAGCUGCGAAUCCUGAAAGAAACCGAGCUGAAGAGGGUCAAGAUUCUGGGAUCUGGAGCUUUUGGAACCGUCUACAAGGGCAUCUGGGUCCCGGAAGGCGAGACGGUGAAGAUCCCAGUCGCUAUUAAAAUCCUCAACGAGACCACCGGACCCAAAGCCAACGUGGAGUUCAUGGACGAGGCCCUGAUCAUGGCCAGCAUGGAGCACCCCCACCUGGUGCGUCUGCUGGGCGUCUGCCUGAGCCCCACCAUCCAGCUGGUCACCCAGCUCAUGCCCCACGGCUGCCUCCUCGACUACGUGCACGAGCACAAGGACAACAUCGGGUCGCAGCUGCUGCUCAACUGGUGUGUCCAGAUCGCCAAGGGGAUGAUGUACCUGGAGGAGAGGAGGCUGGUCCACAGGGACCUGGCGGCGCGGAACGUGCUGGUGAAGUCGCCCAAUCACAUCAAGAUCACCGACUUCGGCCUGGCGCGGCUGCUGGACGCCGACGAGAAGGAGUACAACGCGGACGGGGGCAAGGUUGGUAUGCCCAUUAAAUGGAUGGCUCUGGAAUGCAUCCACUACAGGAAGUUCACCCAUCAGAGUGACGUGUGGAGUUACGGAGUGACCAUCUGGGAGCUGAUGACAUUCGGAGGGAAACCGUACGACGGCAUCCCCACGCGGGAGAUCCCAGACAUCCUGGAGAAAGGGGAGCGUCUGCCCCAGCCGCCCAUCUGCACCAUUGAUGUCUACAUGGUGAUGGUGAAAUGCUGGAUGAUUGACGCCGACAGCAGGCCGAAGUUCAAGGAGCUGGCUGCUGAGUUCUGCAGAAUGGCCCGGGACCCCCAGCGGUACCUGGUCAUCCAGGGAGACGAUCGCAUGAAGCUCCCCAGCCCCAACGACAGCAAGUUCUUCCAGAGCCUUCUGGACGAGGAGGACCUGAACGACUUCAUGGACGCCGACGAGUACCUGGUGCCUCGAGGUUUCAACAUGGCUCCUCCGUCGUACACGACCAGGCCUCGCGUCGACUCCAACAGAAACCAGUUUGGCUAUCGAGACGGCGGCCCAAACCCCGCAGAGGCUUCCAUGGCGGGCGCCCAAGCCUGCGCCAACCAGGAAGCCGCAGGCGGACCGGGUCCAGCCCUCGAGGACCAGCGCUGUAACGGGAGCCUGCAUAAGAAGAGCCUGAGCCAGGCUGGCGGAGAGGACAGCGGGGGCCAGAGGUACAGCGCCGACCCCACCAUCUUCUUGGGGGAGAGGGCGACCAGAGGGGACACCGACGAGGACGGAUACAUGACGCCCAUGAAGGACAAGACCUCCUCGGAGUAUCUGAAUCCCAUUGAGGAAAACCCGUUUGUUUCGCGACGUAAGAACGGGGAGAUCCAUGCCUUGGAUAACCCGGGCUACCACACCACACCCAAUAGCCAGCCCAAAGGAGAGGACGAGUACAUCAACGAGCCGCUAUACCUCAACACCUUCCACAGCCCGUCUGAUCUGGGCCUGGAGGCCCUGAGGAGAAACGGUCUGCCCCUACCCAACCAGCCCCCUUCUUCAGGCUCCCACCUCCCGCUUACUAUCCAGACCAGCCUGCCCCACUACCCCCUCCCCGCGGCACAGCCCUCUCCAUCUGGCAUGCCUUGCCACCACGGCCCGCCGACCCACAUCCUCCACGGCCACCACACCAUCAAACCCGCAGGACAACCUGGCAAUCCAGGUGGCGGACCCGCCAACCAGAGCCAAACGGGAACUACUGCCCAAGCCCAGGUGUGCCAGUCAGGCGCCGUGUCCACUUCGGCCACCAUCGGGCACGGCAGCCUGCCGGCCUACCAGAUCCACGCCACCACGCACUCGGCCGGCAUGCUGAAGCACGCGCUGGCGUCAGGUAAAGUCAGCGGGAAAAAGCUGAAGGUGACCUUUGACAAUCCAGAAUACUGGCAGCACAGCUUGCCUCCCAAACCGUCCAACCAGGCCGCCCCCGAGGGCGCCCAGGGCGCCCAGGGCGGUUCCACCAACGCCAAGCUUUUCUAUAAGCAGAACGGACACAUACGGCCGGCGGUAGCUGAAAACCCAGAGUACAUGUCUGAGUUUUCCCUGAAGUCUGGCACCGUCUUGCCGCCUCCACCCUACCGCCAGCGGAACACUGUGGUCUAAAUCGUUCCACUUGUUCCUCAAUGUGACUCUCGCCUCCAGCAACCCAGACAUCCUCUCCGGUUCCACUGUUCCACGCAGCGGGGAGCACCACAACCAGAGCCCCCAACUCUUUUCCAAAUAACGUGCCAUCUGCUGUAGACUGUAGCGAUAUCAGGAGGUGGACCGAACCAAGCCAAGCAGACCCAACUCCCGCACCUUCACUAUAUCCAACCCAGUCCAUUUCUGUCCUGUAGAUAGAGACUCCAUGUCACUGAGAACGUGAAGGUUACGGUACUUUUUCGGCGAACGACGGACACACAGCAGUGGACGCGUUGUCCCAGCGAGGUAGACCGCAAUGGUGCCAAACGAGAUGGAUUCGGCUUCCGGGGACCUGAACUCACUGCAACGGACACACAGCAGUGGACGCGCUGUCCCAGCGAGGAAGACCACAAUGGCGCCAAACGAGAUGGAUUCGGCUUUAGGGGACCUGAACUCACUGCCAGCCACUGCGGUGUCAGAUUCAUGGAACAAGAUGUUUUAUUAUUUUUCCAGUAUAAAAGUCUGAGGAUGAACAAUACGCUUCGAAGGGUUUCUGAAAUAAGCAAACAGAGAUGUCAAGAUGUCUUGUUUUGUGAAUGACCUUGUAGAGUGAAGCAAAAUAUGGAGGAAAAUAGACUGAGAGGGUUUAGCCAGGACUUCCAGUAACAUAAAAGACGGAGCGCUGAAAGCUCAUCAAUCAUAUUCAAUGGUUUUUGCCUAUAGGAUUAUACCGUCCAUCAAAUAUGUGAAACUCAUCUCAUCUUUCUACUGUAACUGUGAUACUGUGACGGCCAAAACUACAGUGUACGACCACGGACUUGCCUGAAAACACAGAUCAACCGCUGUUUUGAUGUUUUCGGUUGCUGUCUACUUGGAAAAGCUCAUCAAAAGCAGCCUUUUUCCGAGCCAAAAGGGGAUAAGGGGGUAAAAAUACACUGUAAUCAUUUUUAUAAACACUGGUUGCAGUGCUGAGAAGAUGGAUUUUUAUACACUGGUUUCCCCAUUCAGACCAUGAAGCUAACUUGUAAAAAAGAGUGUGUUGCCACAAGAGUACAGAUUCCUGUAUCUGCUGAAUAGCGUGAUCCAGAAAGCAGCCGAACUCAAAAUGGUGAUUAUAGAGGCAGAGAGUGAAGGGAGAAAGCGAAAACAAAAAUCUACAGAGAGGGGAGGGAGAGUUCAUACAAACCGCCUAAUGAAGACCUCGAGGAAUGAACAAGACAGCACCAGCAGAGCACAGGAAAACCAGACUACUUUUUGUGUGUGUUUAUGUCAGUUUGAAUGGAACGAGUGCGUGUGUUGUUCACAUAAUUGCCAGUUUGGCCCCAUAUCUGUGGAAAAAGAGUCAGUGAUGACAUGGUCGACAGUUCUUCAGUACCGCUGCUAACCAACAGUAAACUCAACGCUGGUCCGAACUCAAAGGUUUCCACCAUAUGACCGCUGAAUCAAAAGCUCACUGAGUGGCCCAACGGCACCAAAUUUCUGGGAGAUUUUCAUCAUUUUAGGUGAUAGCCUUGUUGUCCUCCGUUGGAUUGGUUAAAGUCCGGAACCUGAGGCUUUAUGAAGGAUCGCUUGAUGCAAAGAAAGUGAUGGUUUUACGUUUUUUUAAAACUGUCACAGUAGCUGUGUUUCCAUUCACAUAUUUUUAUUUAUAUUUCGAAGUAUCGCAUUUGAAAAGCUGUAUGGAAACGGCAAAGUUCGUCACAAGUUUUUACGCUCACUUGAGGUGGUUUUUGCUUUUGUCGAAAAAGAGUUGAUGCGCUAAAUUGAUAAUGGAAACGCCUUUGUUGAAUAAAUUCUGAUGUAAUGAACAUUUAACUCAAAUGAAGUCGCUUCUCCGAUCUAUAUUUAUAUUGUCUUUGUCUCCAUACAACAUGAAACUUGGCCAAUACUAGCUGACAGGAAAGAACAAUUUAAACUUGCCCAAUUGAAACAAAUUCCUGAAGACCUCUCUCCAUUAUUCUUUGGUAGAUCGGCCAAGCCGGCUCGUUUUGUUUCCGGUUCGCAACCUCUACUUCUUCUUCUACUUGGUUUACUUGCGGAAUACAGCCAUGCGUAAAGCCUAUAUUUCCAACUUCUGACCAAACUACGCUGUAGCCAAGUUUAUUCGCUCCAAACUUUACACCAGUUGAUGGAAACGCGUCUAAUUCGCAUUUCUUUUUUUGCAACAUUUCAAAAGAUGGCUUAUAAUUUGCUUGACAUUGAAUGGAAACAUGGCUAGUGUUCAUUUAUAAGGAACAUGACUGUUUUGUUAGCUUGGAACUAGUUCUUAUAAAGGUAUAAAUCCAACCACUUUUUCUCUGGACCUACGCCUCUCUAUGGCAGCAAAUUUGGACCCAAUACUGGUGUCCAAUUUGUCCAUUCAUUAGUGGCACCUUGUAAAUCAAGAGCAUGUUGCAAGCCUGGUCACCCUGCAGUAGUGAUUUAUUUGGUUUGGUCUCAGGUGGCGAAGCGACCUGCACAAUUUUCAACCAUUAUGUUAUUUAAUUUAGACAAAUAAUCACCAACAAAGAUCAAAAUCACACCUGUGUUCCCAUUAGACUGCCUUUUAACCCUGUUUGCUCUUUGGCUGCUCCAAACUGUUUGAUAUUUUAAAGGACCUUAUUGCCGAGAAGUCAGAUCUGUUCUGGUCCUUGUCUCCUAGAAACUAUGUUUAUACUAGGGCUGUCAAUCAAUUAAAAUAUUUGAUCGUGAUUAAUCACAUUAUUGUCCAUAGUUAAUCGUGAUUAAUCGCAAAUGAAUCACACAUUUUGUAUCUGUU
Messenger RNA from Sebastes umbrosus (honeycomb rockfish), 7307 nucleotides. RefSeq names its product receptor tyrosine-protein kinase erbB-4-like. Gene Ontology annotation, biological process: cell surface receptor protein tyrosine kinase signaling pathway; positive regulation of kinase activity; protein phosphorylation. The transcript is spliced from 27 exons. Lineage: Eukaryota; Metazoa; Chordata; Actinopteri; Perciformes; Sebastidae. Gene Ontology annotation, molecular function: ATP binding; transmembrane receptor protein tyrosine kinase activity; epidermal growth factor receptor binding. The record is from RefSeq and is a predicted model, not a curated record. Gene Ontology annotation, cellular component: basal plasma membrane; signaling receptor complex. Bases 314 to 4531 code for a protein of 1405 amino acids.